Molecule: messenger RNA, 3135 nt
Organism: Drosophila subpulchrella
Lineage: Eukaryota; Metazoa; Arthropoda; Insecta; Diptera; Drosophilidae
Gene: Rab3GAP1
Product: rab3 GTPase-activating protein catalytic subunit
Exons: 5
Coding region: 1-2757 (918 amino acids)
Biological process (GO): positive regulation of GTPase activity
Molecular function (GO): GTPase activator activity
Source: RefSeq, a predicted model, not a curated record
AUGGCCGAGGAAAUCGACGAUAGUGAAUUUUACCGGGAGAACUUCAGUGCCGAUUCCGAUUGGGAGGUGUUCAAUGCCCAGCUGGGUGAGAUCCUCCAGAAAUGGGACGUGACCGCCGAAUCUGACGUGGGCAGGUGUCUCAAAGCCGAGGAAAUCUACAACUGCAAGUGGAAAGUGGAGAAGGAGACGCUGGAUAUGCUGAAAAAUGGCAUCCAAGUGGAGCACCAUCAGGCCAUCCUGCCGGACGAGGAACUGGCCAAGGAGAAGGUCAAGGAGAACACCUGUCUGCAGCGAACCAAUUGCCAUCAUGACCUCAUUGCCAAUGGGAAUAGCUUUGGACCCCCGAUAAGAAGCUCCCAGGAUCUGCAUAUUCUGGCCAGGAUCUACGGACUCAGGCGGUUCAUUGUCCUGCAUCCCGUCAAUCCUAAUCUCAACUACAUGAAGUCCACCUCGGAGUUCAAUUUCUUUCUGAGCGCCAUUGCCGUCGUGUCCGCAGAGGUUCAGAGUGUGGUCCCCAUCUUUGUGCAGAUCUACGAUCCCAAAUGGAACUUCUACACGGGCGUGGCCUUAGCUCCCGCACUGAGGACCAAUUUCCGGCUCAUUGGACUGGAGAAGGCCCCGCCCGAGUGCCGUUUCCUGAUGGGUCUGCUCACCCUGUUCAGGGAAAAGGUGCCCACCUCCUAUCCCCAGGCGGCCAUGAUCUCCGUUUGCACCACAUAUGCUCUGGACACCAUGCGCAUCCGCAUGCCCAUGUAUGUGCCAUUCGAUCAUGGCCUCAGUUCCGAGGAUAUAGUGGUCGACGGAGAGGUCUCGCACCUGGAAGUUCAACAGUUUUGCUCUCUGCCCCACGGAUAUACACCCGAGUCUUGCACAGAAAUCUAUUUGGUUUACACCUGGCCAGAGUUAUCCGAACACGUGGCUUUUGACAGCGAACAGAGAAGCGAUUUUGUGCCCUCCAAGGCGCCGCUUGGUAAGGUUUACCUCUCCGUGGAGGCCUCGUCGUAUCUUUCCUGCUGCCUGAGAGAUUAUCAGCCUGUAGCCGGGGUCACUAGAUCCCUGGAGUCCUUUGUGGGCCGGAAUUUCUCGGGUAUGAGCAGCGGAGCAGAGGCGGGUUCUAAUCCCCUAGAUCGCAUUACCGAACACAAGUUGACUACACGCCGGGAACGGAGUUACGAGUUGCCCUCACAGGCGGGACUAACAAAACGACUGCCUGGUCCCAUGACCGAAAGCGAACUGAGCGAACUUUUGGCCUAUCUUUUCCCAGAUAUGCAUCCCGAAAUGGCGCUGUUUCCCUACUCCAAAAAGAGCUUCAAAGAUAAGUUCGAUCCCAUGCGAAUCAAGAGCGCUGUUCCCGAUUCCUUGGUCUGUCGGCUCAGCUGUCUCCUGGCCACCUGCCACGCCCACUUGGGCAGCGUUGAGGGCAUGGCUCAAGUGUGGGCGGCCUUUACCCGCCAACUGCGAUUGCUGUGGGAUAACUCCCUAACCGUACCAGGAAUUUCCGCCGGCUUUCCCGACACGCGCACCUGUCUGCUCCACCAGAAACUACAGAUGCUCAACGUUUGCGUGGAACGUCGCGUGCAACGGGAGGCGAAUAGCAAACGAAAAUCCGAGGGUCUGAUGAGAAAAGCCAGUUCCGAGGAGGAUGAAGAUGAGGAGGACGACGACGAGGGCGAGUUCUUUGACUGCGAUGAUCUGACUGCCGGCUCUGGUUCUCCAACGAAAUCAGUUCUUAGUCUGAAACCCGAGGGUCGACUAAGGCGUUUGAACGAUGAGCGAUUACUGGAGGAACCUGAGGAGUAUCUUUAUAUACCAGAAACCCAGGAUCCGGUUCCAAAGACCGAAGAUCAGCUGCAGGACGAUGCCGAAGUCAUGCUGAAAUUGGGACCUGGCUCCGGCUUGACCACCCAAAUGAUGUGUACUUCCCUGCUUUCCGAUAUGGAAGCCUUCAAGGCUGCCAAUCCCAGGGGCGCCAUGGAGGACUUUAUACGCUGGUAUAGUCCCAAAGAUUGGGAGGAGGUCACUGAUGAACUGGGUCAGGUGCAUCAUCAGUUAAGUGUUCGGAUGACCACUGAGGGCAAUACAUGGCAAAAAGUCUGGGAACAGGCUCAGGCAGUUCCUAUAAGCAGACAAAAAAGACUCUUUGAUGACACUAAUGAAGCUUUGAAGGUGCUUCACUAUAUGGAGACUCGAAAAAUGCAUGAGAUCUACAAUCUGACCAUAGUUCCCUUGCUGCAUUCAGCAAUAUUAAAACUAAUUGACAUUCUAAGCAAUGCUAAACUGGAGGAUUUAUUUAGCCCUCAGAUUGAGCAACUUCUCGCCGAUCUCUGCCGCCUCUCACGCUCUCAUUCGGAUCAACUUCCUCCAAUACAACCCUUGUUAGAUGACCUUGCCGAGUUGGAACGUCGGUUUUAUCAAUUUAAGUGCUUUGAACGCCUAUCGGGAUAUCCCAAAAGGAGCUCCCUUCAGCAAGUGAAACUUCAGUUCGAGGAGAUCCUGCGCAAUGAGAACUGUUGUACGAUUGUGAAUCGAAGACUGACAGCAGCUGGGGAUGGCACUUUGUACGACAUCCUCAUACCCAAAUUGGAGGAGGAUAUGGCCGAUCGACUGGUCAGCAAGGAUUAUAUUAUUAGAUUGGAUGGGGAUACGAAGAGCACAGAGAAGGGAUUGUAUCUGGGUCCGCAGUUCAUGAGGGCCAUUGUCACGGGCGAGAAACUGAGACUUUGUGGAGCCUUUACGGAAAGUACAGCUUUUGUCUAAGACUUAUUUCGGUCACUGGAGAAAUGAUAGAUUUUUUAUUUUUUAAGUAUGUAGUAGUAAACUAUAAAAGAACUAAUCAAAUUAGAAGAGCAAAGCAGGACAUAGUUUUAUCCAAAAAAAAAAGACUUCAUAGAAGAUUUUAAGAAAGAAGGUAUAGCAGACAGCAAUAAAAAUCAAAACGGAAAUUUACAAAUGUUAAAACGAAAUAAGCUGGAAAAAAUUGCAUUUGCUUCUCGAAGUUCCACACAAAAAAAUAGAACUAUACACAUACUUUUUAAAAAAAUAAUAUUAAAAUCAAAUAUUUAUUAUGCUACUUAAAUUGGUGUUAUUGGUGCUAUAGAAAGGAAAUAAAAAUAUUUUUAGUUAACUACAUUACAA